UUUUUAACAUAAACCCCUGAAGAGGUUCUCUCCUCCGUCCAUGCAUCUUCUCUCUUCACACAAGUUACAAGUCUGUCGUCUCUUGAGCUCUCGAGUCUGUGCAAAACCGUAGUCUCCUAGUUGAAAUUCCCGAUUCUCGCAGGUCGUCGUCUUUCAAAUGGAGCAAUCUCCGGAGCAGCUGCUGCUUUCUCCUCUGAUUCCGUCACUCCCAGACGACGUGGCAGUUGAUAUCGUCGCUCGCGUGCCCAGAAGCCACUACCCGACUCUCUCUCUCGUUUCCAAGACUUUCCGGAAACUCAUCGCCUCGUCUAAGCUCUACAAGAGACGAUCUCAGCUAGGCAUCACCCAGCACCGCAUCUACGCCGUCCUCCGUAACCUCAAGACCAAUGAGUUCAGUUUCUACAUCCUCCACCAGAAACUCAACGGCUACAACCGCUUGGUCCGUGUCCGGUCCCUUCCUUUCUUAUCUUCCCGCGCCCGCGGAAGCUGCUGUGCCCCGGUUGGUUCGAAGGUCUACGUGUUUAACGACAUCUCGGCCCUCAGCUUUGACUGCAACUCUCACAAGGUUCGGUGCAUCCCCGACAUUCCUCAGCGGAUGGCUUAUAGAGAGGUUAACGCACUCGGGAAGAAGGUUUAUGUGAGUGGUGAUGGGUACUGUCGUUACGUCGAGGGGAACAGAGAGGGGCAGAUGUGGCAGAAGUCAGUCACGGUGUUUGAUACAGAGACACAGUCGUGGGAGCCUACGUUGGUUUACGAAGACAUGAAUGUAGGUGUAGGUCCCUUUUGGUGUGAUUCCGUUGUGAUGGAGGAUAAGAUCUACCUGAAAGGUUACGUGGACGGUGGUGAUUCUUUUGUUUAUGUACCAGAGGAGAGGAAAUGGGAAGCGAUGGACGAGGUGUUGAACUCUAGGGAGUGGGAGGGUGCGUGUGCGGUUGACGGCGUCUUGUACUAUCACGAUCCUUCCGAGAAGGAGUUGAGGGCGUAUGAUCCGAAGCAGGGCGUCUGGAGUGUUGUUAAUGGUUUGGAGGAGUUUUUCGCUGUGGAGACUGCACGAUCAAAGUGGUGCGAUGCGGUGAGCUACGGUUCGGAUAAGCUGGCUCUCUUCUUUCCUAAGAAACAGUGCGGCGAGAGGGUGAUUUGCUGUGCGGAGGUCGCUUUGGAAAGGAGGCAAGGAGGUGAGAUUUGGGGUGAGGUGCAGUGGUGUCAUAUUGUCAUUGGCGAUGGGCUUUUUGACAUGGUGAAAGUUGUGUCUGUUACGGUUUGAUGCAAGCGCAAUAAACUCUUAUGUCGUAUUUUAAUUAAUCCUAAAUGCCACGGUGUGGUUGGUUGUAAGUUUGCUAGCAUCGUUAAUGUAGCUAAAACCUUGAGAGCGUCUUGUUUAAAAACGUGUGCUAUGUUUUAAUCUUUGAUCGCUUCCUUGAGACUUGA
Messenger RNA from Raphanus sativus (radish), 1428 nucleotides. Its product is annotated as F-box/kelch-repeat protein At4g38940-like. NCBI's taxonomy places the organism in Eukaryota, Viridiplantae, Streptophyta, Magnoliopsida, Brassicales, Brassicaceae. The record is from RefSeq and is a predicted model, not a curated record. The transcript is spliced from 2 exons. Bases 158 to 1264 code for a protein of 368 amino acids. Gene Ontology annotation, molecular function: protein binding.